Molecule: messenger RNA, 1410 nt
Organism: Naegleria fowleri
Lineage: Eukaryota; Heterolobosea; Eutetramitea; Acrasida; Naegleriidae
Exons: 1
Coding region: 1-1410 (469 amino acids)
Molecular function (GO): GTP binding; GTPase activity
Source: RefSeq, a predicted model, not a curated record
AUGAAGAUGGCCAAAAGACCUCUGAAACCUCUGGAAAUUGGUAUCCAUCCCGAUGAUUGGGAAAGGUGUCUAUUCCAUAAUAACACGAUAAUCAGCUCGGGAGAGGAUGCCAAUUCCAACACUACCACUCCGACCCCAAGUACUACGAUUUUUGUGGAGAACCAAUGGUAUUAUUGUCCUUCCGAAAUUUGGAGAAUGAUCUUUGAGUAUGUAGAUUUAUAUACCAUUUCCAUGUUAAUGCAAUGCCAAAAGAAGUGGAUGAAACUGUACAAAGAGAAAGGCUUUAAAUCAAAAAUUCAAUUUUUGAGAAUGAUGACUUGGGAGCUUGUUGUGUUCAAUACGUUCAAUACUCAACUUUCUUCAGCAAUGAAUGUAAAUAAUAUCCUUCCUUGUAGUAGUAGUAAUAUCAUGCAUCUCUCAUCUUCACAACAAAAGAUGGAUCCAUUGGCGAUGAGUGGAGUGUUCGAGAUGCCCCUUUCUCAAACCUUGCGAAAUGGUGAACUCACCUCGUUCUCGAGACGACCCAAUCGUGAUUAUAAUGAUUUGAGUAAGAUCAUUCGCAAAAUUGAUACUUUCAAAACGAUCACCGUAUCGGAGGCCAAACGACUUUUGCAUCACCAAGAGAAAGUCUUUUCUGUGUUUAACUUGAUCAAUAAUUUAUUUAAGCCUCAGAAUAAUUCCCCUCAAAGAAGAAAUGAAACUCAAUCGUUUGCGAGAGAUGCAUUCGCAAGAAUUGCAAUAGUUGGAGAAAAAUGCAUGUCAAAAACCACCUUCUUUAAAACAUACAGAGCUCAAAAAGAAAGGAUACAUGGUAUCUCCAGUGAACAGAAUUGUUUCGAUGAUACAGUUACACUCCACACUCCUUCCAAUUCUACCUCCUCCAACUUUGAAAGCUUUAAUUCCAAUUCAUAUCAAAUUUGGGAUGAAUAUCAAAGCAUGUCAGAGAUGCCACCCUAUUUCUUGAGACGAAUGAACUUUCUAAUUUUAUUGUUCGACUCGUCCAAUAUCGAGUCAUUUGUAAAGUUAAAACAUUGGGUAUAUAGCACAAUCAUUAAUGGUAACUUCAAGUCUAAUAGGCCUGAACUUAUUUUAGUUGCAACAAAACAUGACCUAAUUUCUCCCAAAAACCUCACUUCAUACCUUACGAACAGGGAAACUCAAUUUAAACCAUUCGCUGAUGAACUACGAAUUCCUUAUAUCGAAAUUGAUAGUACCAACACGUCACAAGUAUUGUGUGUGGUGCGAUAUGCAUUGUGCUGGACAUAUUUUGUGCAAUCUUUGCGACAAGCAUUCUGGUCGCUCGAUAAACAGCGAAAAAGCAAUCAGGAAGCGAACACAUUUUCCAAUCAAACGAAGCGACUUUGGUCUGAUUCAUUUGUGUUGCCUCAUAUGAAGCAAAGAAUUAAUUGA